Molecule: messenger RNA, 816 nt
Organism: Iphiclides podalirius (scarce swallowtail)
Lineage: Eukaryota; Metazoa; Arthropoda; Insecta; Lepidoptera; Papilionidae
Source: the annotation of a GenBank genome assembly
AUGAUGUACGCGUCAAAGGAUUUUGAUAUUCGCCCACGCAAGGCUACAUCGCAUUCCGCUUUUAGGAAGGAUAACUAUUGGAUGUCCCAGAAGCGCUCGGAACCCUCACCCUGGUAUGAAUGGGAUACGAAAAUAUUGAACAACUACCAGGUGACUCAACCGUGCAAUGAGAUGCUAGCAAUGUGUUUGUGGGACUCGCGAAGCAUGAAUUGCCAGGACUUGUUCAACGCGCAGCUCACAGACGAGGGACUCUGCUGCACCUUCAACGUAGUCCACCGCGACAACAUGUUUCGUAAUCCAAGAGACUUAAACGACAUGAACUUGACAUUCCCGUCACCAUCGGUGGAUUGGACUCCCGAGGGUGGUUACCCCUCGGAUGCACCACCUGAUGGAUUUCCUUGGAAGCCCAAAGGCGUAGGUACUAAUCACGGUUUAACACUAAUCCUGGACGCCAACAUCGGGGAAUAUUACUGCGCCUCAACGAAAAGCACUGGUUUCAAGAUACUUCUCCACAAUCCAACGGAGACACCAAACAUAGCAAAGAUCGGCGAGAUCUACGGUCCGGGAAUCGAAGCGCGAGUUGCAAUACAACCAAGGAUUUUAGAUGCCCAGCCUAGCCUAAGAUACAUCGACGUCGAGAAAAGACUUUGUCUCUUCUCAAGUGAAAAGGAGCUGGUUUUUUACAGGGCGGCCACAUAUUCGAGGCGGCCAAUCGUGACAAAAAAUGCACCGAUGAUAAUAAAAUAUAUGAUGGGCGCUGGGAAAGGGGCGGCUGGAAAUUACUACAUGGGCUGGGGCCUAGGGCGGCCAAGACUA